Molecule: messenger RNA, 2468 nt
Organism: Strigops habroptila (Kakapo)
Lineage: Eukaryota; Metazoa; Chordata; Aves; Psittaciformes; Psittacidae
Product: UDP-glucuronosyltransferase 1-9-like
Exons: 6
Coding region: 46-1728 (560 amino acids)
Molecular function (GO): hexosyltransferase activity; UDP-glycosyltransferase activity
Source: RefSeq, a predicted model, not a curated record
AAGGGACGCCUCUAGAGUACAGCUCUUUGGUUUCCUUCCACUGAAAUGGUUCUUCCAUUUCAGUGUUACUACCAACGUACUGGGAUAUUUCUUCUCCUGAUGUCAUCUUUAACCUUUGCUGAAGGUGGAAAGAUCCUGGUGGUACCUCAGGAUGGAAGUCACUGGCUCAGCAUGCGCCCAGUAGUGGAGAAACUUCAGCAAAAUGGACAUGAAGUUGUUGUGGUUGUACCAUCAACAAGUUUGCAUAUGAAGCCAAAGGAGCCUCAGAAUUAUACAGUGAAAGUAUAUCCAAUGCCUUACCAAGAGGACCAUUUAGCUGCGGUGCUCAAAUCCUUCAUUGAUGCCCAUGUUAUUGAACAAUCUCUUUUGAAUAUCAUUAUUACAACGUACCAAAGCACCAUAGAAAUAUCCAAGUUGUUUUUCAGCAACUGUAAGAGCCUCUUGCACAACAAAGACAUGAUGCAGUAUCUGAGAGAGAGCAAAUUUGAGGUAGUUUUAUCGGAUCCAACUCAGAUGUGCGGACCCAUAAUUGCUGAGCUGCUUUCAAUUCCUUCCAUCUACUUUCUGCGAGGACUUCCUUGUGGUACAGAUUCUGAUGCCACCCAGUGCCCAAACCCUCUUUCCUACAUCCCCAGGCUCUUCGUCAAUAAUUCAGAUAACAUGAUAUUUACUCAACGUGUGAAGAACGUGCUGGUCCGUAUGCUGGAGUUGGUUUACUGUAAGCCUUUCUUUGCUCAAUUUGAAGAACUUGCAAGUGAGUUUUUCCAAAAGCGAGUGACAACUGUGGACCUUCUAAGCCGUGGAUCUGUUUGGCUGAUGAGAUAUGACUUUGUGUUUGAGUUCCCGAGACCAGUGAUGCCCAACAUGGUUUUUAUUGGAGGGAUAAACUGUAAUGAGAAGAAAAAGCUCUCUCAGUAUCCCAUGCCUAUAAUGCCCAAUAUGAUUUUCAUUGGAGGCAUAAACUGCGGACAGAGGAAACCAUUAUCUCAGGAAUUUGAAGCUAUUGUGAAUGCCUCUGGAGAACAUGGCAUCGUUGUCUUCUCCCUGGGCUCCAUGGUCUCUGAGAUUCCUAUAAAGAAAGCCAAAGAAAUUGCAGAUGCCUUGGGAACAGUCCCUCAAACGGUUUUGUGGCGAUACACAGGACAGGUGCCCCCCAACCUGCCCAAGAACGUAAAGCUCGUCAAAUGGCUGCCCCAGAAUGACCUUCUAGCUCACCCUAAGACUCGUGCCUUUAUUACCCACGGAGGCUCCCAUGGCAUUUACGAGGGCAUAUGCAAUGCAGUGCCAAUGGUGCUAAUGCCUUUGUUUGGAGACCAGAUGGACAACGCCAAGCGAGUAGAGUCGUGGGGAGCAGGACUGACACUGAACAUACUUGAAAUGACUACAAAGGACAUAUCCACUGCUCUGCAAACAGUUAUUAAUGACAAAAAGUACAAAGAGAACAUCAAGCGUCUCUCAGACCUUCACCUCGACAGGCCCAUCCACCCCAUGGACCUGGCUGUGCACUGGGUAGAAUUUGUAAUGAGACACAAAGGAGCCCCACACCUCCGACCUGCUGCUCAUGACCUGAACUGGAUCCAGUACCACUCCCUGGAUGUCUUCGCCUUCCUCCUCAUCGUGGCCCUCCUCUCCCUCUUCAUUUCUCUGAAGUGCUGCCUGUUCUGCUGCCGCAGGUGCUUCUCUAAGAAGGGAAGAAUAGGAAAGCCAACCAAAUCCAAGUCCCACUAGCAGGUGAAACCAAUGGUAGGAGAUAAGCCUCUGCUCCAGACCAGAUGAUCAGAGAACAUCCCAAAUUUCACUGACUGCUGGCUUUUGGUCAAGAAAUAAGAGUUCCUUUAAAUUAGCAUCAUGGGAAGGGUUGUUUCACUGGUAUAAUUGUUGCCUUUAAUUAAGAAUUGGUUGUUAAAAUUACUUUGUGUAGGAGUGCUUCAGUCACUUGGGAAGAUAUCAGUGUGAAGUCCAAGGCUCCUGGCUUCCACAUCUUGGUGUAGAGAGGACUCACGUUGACUUCUUUUUUUUACCUCUAUAUGCAAUGGAGAGAUAUAUAUACAGGGAUUUCAUAAGACUUUGCUUCAAGGGCUUUAGGAGAACCAUUUGCUCUAGUUUAAGGCUGUCAGGUUUACCAAGCACUUUGAAACCUUUGUGUAGCUGCUGUUGUAGAAGAGGCAAAUGUUAUACACUGACAAUACGUGUCACAUAAGCCAGCUAAAUGCACAUCUUCCAUGGGUUUUGUGUGUGCUUACAAUCCCCUGAACAAAACUAAGGUUUUGGCAGGGAAGUCAUUGUAAAGCCACUGGUGUUUCACCCAAGCUCCCCAUCAGGCAGAGUGCUGUAUCUGGAGCUUACCUGUUGGGUGAUCAGAGCUUUGUAAGCAUUGUUUAUAAAACCCAAUUGAUGUACUUGUUGUAAGUGUUGCUCAGGUAAAGACCCAAAGCCCAGCCUUACAAAUAAAUCACCAGUUCUAACAA